AUGCAAAAUAGGCCUCCCGGCACUCUUCCAAGCACAACUGUGCCUAAUCCUAAGGGUGAGAGUGUUGUAGAGCUCCAUGCCAUGACUUUGAGAAGUGGAAAGCAAUUGGAGGAACCAAUAAGGGCCAAAGAGAAGUCUCAAGAAGCUUUGGAGGAAGAAAAAGAAUCCAAAAACGAAGCUGAAAAUAUCAAAAAUCGAAAUUUGGCAAUCCACCGACCAGUCGGCAAAACCCGCCGACCGGUCGAUGGGUUAUGUGUUCCGGGGUCAGAAGCUCACCGACCAGUUGGCGAAACCCGCCGACCAAUCGUCACAGAAAAGUCAAAUUUUGACCAUUCGAAGGAAAUUCGUCAGCCAGUCGAAAAUCGGGGCACUCCUAACCCUCUUUUGAAUUCUUUUAAGGCUAACAAUGAUGCUUCUAUCCCUAUGUCUUCUUGUAUCCCUUUUCCUCGUAGGUUCAUGAACUCAAAGAAGGAGCAACAUGAGAAAGACAUCUUGGAAACCUUUCGGAAAGUCCAAGUGAACAUUCCUCUUUUGGAUGCCAUCAAACAAGUGCCCAAAUACGCUAAGUUUCUCAAGGAGUUGUGUACCAACAAGAGGAGGUAUAAAGAUAAGGAAACCGUGGCUCUUAAUGAGGAAGUCUUCGCAGUACUUUUGAGAAAAUUGCCUCCUAAGCUAAAGGAUCCAGGAAGAUUCACCAUCCCUUGCACAAUUGGGGAACGAAGGUUUGAAAAAGCUUUACUUGAUUUAGGAGCUUCUAUUAAUCUAAUGCCUUAUACUGUGUAUGAAACUCUUAAGUUAGGUGAUCAAAAGGAUACUCAAGUCACCAUUCAACUAGCGGAUCGUUCUAUAGCCUAUCCUAAGGGCAUAGUUGAAGAUGUCUUGGUGCAAGUGGCAGAGUUGAUCUUUCCAGCGGAUUUCUUUGUCUUGGAGAUGGAGCCUGAGCCUAUGCCAUACAACCUUCCUCUCAUUCUUGGUCGCCCAUUCAUGAGAACUGCACGAACAAAGAUUGAUGUCUAUGAGGGGACCUUAACGAUGGAAUUUGAUGGCGACAUUAUAUGCUUCAACAUCUUUGAGGCCAUGAGGUAUCCGAAUGAUGUUCAUACUUGUUUUUCCAUAGAUGCCUUUGAUUAUCUUGUGCAGGAUACCUUUAAUGCAAGUGUGGGGGAGGAUAAACUCAAGAGCACAUUAGAAUUGGGAUUGGAGCAAAACGAUUUUCAACUAGUCGAAGGUGAUACUUCAACUGGACAAAUGCAGGGGAAAGACACCAAUCCAAGGGUCUCCAAUGAUGUAGUUUGGAACCAUGAGUUCAUGGAAACAGUCGAUGCACUUGAGGCACGCCCUCAAGUACAAGGUAAGCCUCCUAACUUUAUUUCCCUUCCAGUUUCAGAUGCAAAACUUGUACCUUCUGUGAUUCAGGCACCCAAAUUAGAGCUUAAACCAUUGCCGGAUCAUCUCAAGUAUGCUUAUUUGGGAGAUAAUGAGACAUUGCCAGUUAUUAUUGCUUCUAACCUUUCGGCACAUGAGGAGGCAAAGCUUGUCUGA
Molecule: messenger RNA, 1542 nt
Organism: Rosa chinensis
Lineage: Eukaryota; Viridiplantae; Streptophyta; Magnoliopsida; Rosales; Rosaceae
Exons: 1
Coding region: 1-1542 (513 amino acids)
Source: RefSeq, a predicted model, not a curated record